GUCAAAAUUACAUAGCGGUGAUAAAAAACAAUCAAGAAACCAUUGAGUACCGUAAGCCACGCCAAUAACAGUGAAUUCGCAGUGUGAUUGCACGCGAAACCUGCCCAGAAAUGUCGACGUUUGAUGACUUGCUCCGACGGCUCGGGACAGGAAAAUGGAACCUCACUGUCUUUCUCUCCGUUUGUUACUGGUUGUUGCUGCUGCCUAGUCACAGUGUGGGACCGGCGUUCUUAACCCCUGAGGUGGGUCAUACUUGCCGGUUGCCAGAAAAGGUCGCUGACGAGGAAACUAUCACAAAUAUGACCGGAUCCCAGUGUAGUUAUACAGUGACGACCACAGAUGGCAGCACCGACGAGCGACCCUGCACUGAAUGGGACUUCGACAACACCACCUAUACUAAGACUAUUACUUCCGAGUUUAAGCUCGUGUGCAGCCGUAGUUUUCUAAGACCGACUUUUAAGAGCAUAACUUUCUUCGGUGCCCUUGUAGCAGCUCCCUUCAGUGGCUGGAUGUCGGACAGGUACGGUCGCAAGGUGAUGCUCUCCGUGGGCACUGUGUCCUACGCCCUCCUGGCCAACGCCUGUACUGGCUACCGGACAUCUACUCCAUCCUGGUCGUCCGCUUCCUGCUCGGGGUCAUGUCCCCAACGUCAGUGCACGCAGGAUACACGCUGUUUGGAGGUCAGGCGUGUUUGGGUAAUAUGA
Molecule: messenger RNA, 704 nt
Organism: Penaeus vannamei (Pacific white shrimp)
Lineage: Eukaryota; Metazoa; Arthropoda; Malacostraca; Decapoda; Penaeidae
Source: RefSeq, a predicted model, not a curated record